CAAAGUUCAUGAUCUGAAGGUGUUACACGGAAAGUUGCCCCCAACAUGGGAGGUGCAGCAGACACCAGCGGACUGCGGUAGUCGGCGAAAGAUUAUUUGGCUCAACCCGAUUUACUAUACUGUGCUGUUUUGAUCCGAUUUCAAUCUAGAGAGUGUAAAUAGACUCGCCUGUCGAAACUCAUCCGGAACAGACAACAGUUAAAGCCACGGAGGAGCACGUUGAGCGUCUGUUGUCGUCUCCUGUCUUAAAAGCACAGUUUGUCAUUUCGUAUGAAGCUUUUAUUUCCAUAAAGACUUGAAUAAUGUCAACGACAUCGCUGGAUAAAGAGCUACAGGAGCGUCUGCGAGAGGCCAGUGCCAUCGGAGACCUCGAGGAGGUGAAGACUUUAGUGGAGAGCGGAGUCAACAUCAACUCUCAGAAUGAGAUCAACGGAUGGACAUGUUUGCAUUGGGCCUGUAAAAGAAACCACAAACACAUAGUGGCCUAUCUGUUGAACGCCGGAGCCGACAAAGACAUUCUGACAGCGAAAGAGGAGCUAGCCGUUCAACUCACUUCCAAACCUGAAAUCAGAAGACUGCUCGGAGUGGAAGAAGAAGAUGUGCCUGAGGUGAAGGAACCAGAGCUGCCAAUCAUCCCAAACUAUCUUUCCAACCCGCCCUUCCUGUACAGCAAGAUGGAUAACGACACCCUGAGCACAGCACAGCAGAACGGCAGCAACAAUCCUCCAGAGCCCCUGGAGUCAGAACCAGCGACGUUAUCACCGACACAGGAGCAGCAGCUUCCGCCUCAGCAUCAGCAGCCCAAGAGCAUUUACUCAGACAGCCAGAGCCAGCAGGAGUUACCCUUCAUCCCCGUGGUGGAGCAGAACGGCCUGCCCAUGGAGCUCUCCACAGAGACUCAUCACACCAGCCACUGCGAGUUUACACACCCUCAUCCUAUAGCACAGAACGGCCCGCCACCGGUCCCCAGCGCCAGCGUCACCCGGCAGCAGUCUGUCCCACAGCAGAUCAACUGCUCCCAGCUCGGGGGAUCCAUGCCGGCCUUCCAGCCCUUCUUUUUCACCAGCACUUUUCCCGUUAACGUACAAGAGCUGGUCCUGAAGGUGCGCAUCCAGAACAGCAGCGUCAGAGAGAACGACUUCAUCGAGGUGGAGCUGGACCGGCAGGAGCUGACGUACCGCGCACUCCUCCGCGUGUGCUGCCGCGAGCUGGACAUCAGCGCGGAGCACGUGGAGAAGAUCCGCAAGCUGCCCAACACUAUGCUCAGAAAGGAUAAAGACGUGGCACGGCUACAGGACUUCCAGGAGUUGGAGGUGGUGCUGGAGAAAACCGAAAGCUUGUCUCUGUUCUCCGGAGGUCAGGGGGGUCUGCCCGACAGGCCCUGCUACAACAUGAAGGCCUCCAGGCUCACCUACUAGCUCCACAUUAGAGACUCCGAGAGGUUUAUCCGGGACCUGCUUCCUGAAAUCCCAAACACUUUUCAGAUCCCAACAUAUGCUCCCGUGUUGGGUUGGUAAAUGGUUCCCACUAGAUGAUCUCCUUCAUUAACAGAUGUAUCUUUAGUGCCUCCUCCAUUGUAACCAUAGAUAGCUUGUUCUGCAGGUUUGACCUGCUCUGGGGUGGAUGGCGCGUUCGAUUUGAAUAGUCAAAUCCAUUCAGCUCACGACAGGACUUUUGCGUUCAGAUCCAUCCCACUGCCUUGCCUUCAUAUCGGCUCACUGUGUGAGAGUAGGCGUUUCAUCAGACAUCCAACAAAUGUAUACGGUCCUAUCACAAGAGGUCUGUCGGACAUGCUGGCCAAUCAGCUGUGUAGUGGUUUGUAUGCCUGCAUUGACUGGAGGGAGCCACGCUAGUUUCACACCAAUGCUUCGAAAUAAAAAAAAAAUGUGGUUUGCAAGACAACUCUCUGUGCACUUUACCGAAACCUUGCCGUUAUGAGGGAAGCGUCCUUUAUAUUUAACCCUUGAGAAGUCAGUGCUGUAUUUUAAAUGCUGUUUUGUUUUUCAGUCACUGUAAGCCAAGUAACUCUUUCUAUAAACUAGCAUGGACUGUUUGGAGAAGAUCGGCCUCAUGUAUGAACUCAGAAUGCCCUUGUUUCUCUUUAACUUAUUAAUGUAGCAAACGAUAUCUUCGUUUUCCCCUAGGAAGAGCUGAAUUGGAGAGGAGUCAUAGGAUAUUUAACCACUGAGAGCUUCCAGUCAGCUUCAUACUGACUUCCCUUGAGCGCUUAGUUCUGACAUAUUUUGACAAGAAAGGAUCUGUGUUCAAGAUCUAGAGGUAAUAGUAGUGCCAUUUUACUAAACACUUCUCCGAAUUAUUGUUUAUGAACUUAAAAUACAUUUCUGGUUUCAGGACCAGUGGGGAAUGCUUGAGGCUAGGUUUAGAAGCGGCACAUGAACACUACUUUGUUGUAAUUUCUCUUGUUGAAUUGACAAAGAUUGUGUAACUGUGAGAAGAAUUUUUUAAGAUUUGUCUUACAAACAGUUUUUUAGUUUUCUCUGAGGGUUUGACUGCCUGUAACCAAGCAUACAACCAUUAAACAUUUGUUAACAAUA
Messenger RNA from Carassius gibelio (silver crucian carp), 2555 nucleotides. RefSeq names its product ankyrin repeat domain 40 (gene ankrd40). Gene Ontology annotation, molecular function: protein binding. Bases 303 to 1418 code for a protein of 371 amino acids. NCBI's taxonomy places the organism in Eukaryota, Metazoa, Chordata, Actinopteri, Cypriniformes, Cyprinidae. The record is from RefSeq and is a predicted model, not a curated record. The transcript has 5 exons.